Talpa occidentalis (Iberian mole) is the source of this 2479-nucleotide messenger RNA. RefSeq names its product GDP-D-glucose phosphorylase 1 (gene GDPGP1). Bases 488 to 1627 code for a protein of 379 amino acids. Gene Ontology annotation, molecular function: GDP-D-glucose phosphorylase activity. Gene Ontology annotation, biological process: glucose metabolic process. The record is from RefSeq and is a predicted model, not a curated record. The transcript is spliced from 5 exons. Lineage: Eukaryota; Metazoa; Chordata; Mammalia; Eulipotyphla; Talpidae. Gene Ontology annotation, cellular component: cytoplasm.
CCGCCGGCCCCGGCCCCGGCCCCGCGGUGCCCAGGCGGCGUCAACCUCAGUCAUCACCGGCCAGGGCCUGCCCCUCCCUCCCGCCAGCUGUUCGCAGCCCGACCCCAGCUGCUUCACCUCUGUCACUGCUGGUCCUGAGCAGGUACAGAGGUUUAUAAAAUACUACACGAGGACCUCCCCGGUGGCGCAAGGGGUGGAGUCUCAGCGCUGUGAAGCUAUCCGCAGCCUCUGCGACCUGAGCUUCUGGACCAGCAGGGCUGAGGAAAGCCAGACUCAAUCAAGGCCACUCUGCUUCGAUCAGCAGGAAUAUACAUUACAGUGGAAUUAUGGGUCAUGCCUGUGUUUCCAAACUAUUCUACCAAAGGCACAGUUUACUUUUGCCAUCAGAACAGCAAGUAAAGGUCAUUGGGAAAUACGGAACCAAGCUGUGCAUGGAAGUGUGGCGGCGUCACCUGUUUUCCACCUUACAGGUGUUUCAGGUCAGCCCAUGGCCACUCCACAGGAUUCCAGCGAAGCUCCCUACCUGCUACCUCCAGACGCCAAGGAUUGGGAGGGGCGGGGCAUUCCGGAUUUUGUCUAUGAGCAGAAGGAACUCGCGCCCACGGGGGUACAGUGGCCCCAGCUGGCCCCCGGCACCCCGCCCUUGUCUCGCUUUGACUCUGCACUGUGCUCGGCCUGGAGGCAGCGGAUGGAGCUGGGCUUGUUUCGCUACCACCUGGGGGACCUGCAGACCCGAACCCUCCCCGGUGUGGUGGGGCUCGUGGCUCAGCUGAAUGUGGAGCGGGGUGUGCAGAGGAGGUGCCCCCAGAACAUCCAGAGUGUGAGGCAGGCCUUUGACCCCGAACAGUUUAACUUCAACAAGAUCCGGCCGGGAGAAGUCCUCUUCCGUUUGUGCCGGCAGCCCAAUCGCCCCCAGCAGGAGGAUGUCCUUGUGGUGAUCAACGUCAGCCCCUUGGAGCGGGGCCACGUGCUGCUGGUGCCCGAGCCCGCCCAGGGGCUCCCCCAGCGCCUGCGGCCAGGUGCGCUGCGGGCCGGACUUGAGGCUGUGUUGCUGAGCUCGCACCCUGGCUUCCGAGUCGGGUUCAACAGCCUGGGGGGCCUGGCCUCAGUGAACCACCUCCACCUGCAUGGCUACUACCUGGCCCACAGACUGCCCGUGGAGGGGGCGCCGAGCGAACCCCUGGACCCUGGGGGCCGUUUGCAUCUGCUCCAGGGCCUCCCAGCCCCCGGCUUCCUCUUCUACAUUGAUGGGGUGGGCUCGGACUUGGAAGCCUUGGUAAGCAGAGUGUGUCGGGCCACUGACUACCUGACCGACCACGAGAUUGCACAUAAUUUGUUUGUCACGCGGGGCGCCCCACCUGGAAAGACGUUCCCUUCCUCCGAGCUCACGGGGGUCCGGGUGAUCCUCUGGGCACGGAAGUCCAGCUUCGGCAUAAAGGAGGGUGAGGCUUUCAACGUUGCCCUCUGCGAGCUGGCUGGGCACCUCCCUGUCAAAACCCCCAAGCAUUUCAGCAGCCUGACAGAGGCAGCUGCCCUGGCCCUCAUCCGGGGCUGUCUGCUGCCGCCAGCCCAGGCAGAAGAGGUGCGCACAGCCCUGGUGGCCUUGGCAGCCCAGGAGGAGCCGUAGCCCUUGGGGAAGGGUGAACCCCUGCCUGGAGCUCUGUCACAAUGGCCACGUUGGCCACCUUCCCCCCUGGCCCGGCCUUUGGGACAGGUAAGGAUGGGUGAAGAGGAGAAACCGGGCAAUAAAUCCGAUGAACAAGACCUCGUGGACUUGUCUUCCCCCUCUCUGCAGACAAGCUCAGGGAUGACAAACCCACCACUGUGGCGGCGUGGCGUGCAAGUUACACGCUGGCUUGUGCGGAUGUCCCUUGGCGUCAGGUCUUAGUGAGGUGACAUUGACUGACCUCUGGCCUUCAGCUGCCAGGACUGGGCUCCGACUGCGUGCAGGUGGCAGCUCCCUGGACCCUGCUCUCCUGGGGGCUACUCGGUGCCCUGCAGAGCUGACCCAGGCCUGUACAAAGCUUUAUGAAGAAGUUCAGUCAAGUUUUAUGUCCCGGGGGUGUCAAGUCUCACUGGGAUGAGGCACAACUCGUUGCAUGAGAAACACAAUUUGACAUUUGUCUCUAAGUUUAACUUUUAAACGUCUGUCAAAAAUGGUUGGUCCCCUCGAGUUUGGGGCAUGCUGGGCGGAGUGCAGGUGGCAUUGCUGCCGAGUAGACUGUGUCCAAGGUGACAGGCCAGACAUCAGGCUUUUCCAUGCUAGGACUGGUUUUCAGAGGAAAGCCUUCUCUGGCCCAAAUAAGUUUUUUCCUGGAAAAAAAAUCACUUUUCUUGAUGGUGGCAUUUCUCAGCCGGUGAUAGGCUCUGAGAGUCUUCCAGAGGGAAUUUAGACAGAAGCUUUUCAGGGGACUCUGUCCUAAGAGUCAUCGAGCAGAGUCAGACGGACUGGGCCAGCCCAGCGCCUCUGCAUCUCAGC